AUUGCACAAUCUUGCUUCCACAUCACUCUCAAUGUUUGAUGAUCUUCACUUUUUUAAUCAGAAAGCUUUAGCUGAAAAUGGCAGAGGGAAGCCCCGACAACAAACCAUACCACAUGGACGAGGUCUGCAAGGGUCUCUUUCUCGGUAGCCGGGAUGCAGUCCUCACCUUAAAGGGACAACAUGAUUUACUGAAACAUUCCAUCACUCACGUCUUGUCAAUCGAGUGGUCCAAACCAGACAUCUCUGCGUUGAAUCUUAACCAUAAGUUUGUGUAUAUUAAUGAUAUGCCAUCUGCAGAUAUUCUUAGCCACUUUGAGGAAUGCAUAGCGUUUAUUGAUGAGGUUCUGACGUCGUCUGGGAACAUCCUUGUUCAUUGUAUGAUGGGGAUUUCUAGGAGUUCCACUAUAGUAAUUGCAUACUUGAUGCAUCGAGAUAAAAUAACAUUCCAGAAGGCAUUUGAUUUGGUAAAGGAGAAGCACCCACGCACAGAACCUAACGAUGGCUUUGUUGAUAUGCUCUGUUUGUUUGAGGCAAUGGGCUGUCAGUUUUCUUCGUCACAUCCUCUGUACAGACAACAUAGAUUAGGACAAAUAGCUCCGGAUAUUCAAGCUGGUUCACAGGUACCUGAAGAGUUCAUUGCAGCCGAUCCUGCCCAGGAAUCUGCCUCGACUGAAGCACAAACCGUCUACAAAUGCAGGAAGUGUAGGCGAGCAGUUUUCUUUCAAUCCAUGGUUCUUGCUCAUAUCACUGGGAAAGGGCAGACAAGCUUCAGCUGGCACAAACAAAUGCAUCCUCUCGCUGUGACAACAUCCCCUUCAAGCACAAUGGAUUCAUCCAUAUCAUGCACAUCCCUUUUUGUGGAACCAGUGAAGUGGAUGGAACCAUUAUUAGUGGGUUGUUUAGAAGGAAAGCUCUGCUGCCCAAAGUGUUCUUCACGCCUGGGAUCUUUUAACUGGUCAGGUCUUCAGUGCUCUUGUGGUGCGUGGGUCACCCCAGCUUUCCAAAUUCAUCAGAAUAGAGUGGAUAAAUCAAUUCGACGCCAAAUAGUUCAAAGUAAUCAUCAACAUGAGGAUGUAUAGUGUUUUAAUGAGAGCUACUGCUGAAGCCAUCAAUUUGGACAAUGCAAUCACUGAAAAAGUCUUUUCUAUGUUGAUGUUAUUUUUAUAAGUAUAACAGAACUCGAUUUCACAAAGCACUAAGCUACAUCUUUAGCUAAUCCUUUAAUAUAGCCAGAGUGGUUUUGUAUUGUGACAUUACACUUUGAUUAUCAAUUAAGAUUGAUACAGGGUUAAGAUCAAUCUCAGCUCUUUGAUGAUGAAAUCGACCCUUGACCUAUCAAGGCACUUUUCAAAGGACAGGACAACAGUUGAGGCUAACAUUAAAAUGAAACCAGUGGUGGCGCUGGGUAAUACUAAAACUUAAAACAAAUAUUUUGUAUGAAAAAUUUCAGAUCAGCUGCAAGAGUACUUGGUUACAAAUGCCAAUUAGUGGAGUAUGUCAUUUUACACUGCUAACACUCUAAUAAGAGACUUAUUGUGAAAUGAGUACAGUGUAAAUUAUGACCUUGGAGCCACUCUUUUGAAAGUUUCCUCCUCUGGUAUUUUUAAUAGCUCCUCUAAAUUACAAGAAACGCUCCUCUAAUAACGCUCUAGCUAUAAAAAACUCUUUCUUGUUUGUAGUUUCUUUACACACACUGGCAGGGCCAGAGGCGGUUUAGUUGGUAGUACUAAGUAGUACAAUCCAAUUGCUGUCCAAUUUGGGCUAAACUUGGAUGUUGUGGAAAGUGAUGCAAACAGUCCAGUGGAUAAGGUGCCAAAAGAAAAGAGAAAAAGUGCACUACAUUUUACAGAUACAGAAAUAAGUAAUGAAUUUAUAGAACAAUAUUGCUAUUCUUUCAGGAGGCCUUCAUGAAUGUCGCUGAACAACAGAUGGUUGCAGACUUUUACAACUUACAUAAACCUUGGGAAGAAUGCAUUAUUGAUGGCAAUGUGAUAUUAAAAAAAGAUAGCAAUAAAACCAAUAA
This is a messenger RNA of Asterias rubens (European starfish), 2023 nucleotides long. Its product is annotated as dual specificity protein phosphatase 12-like. The transcript is spliced from 7 exons. The coding region runs from base 78 to 1079 and encodes 333 amino acids. The record is from RefSeq and is a predicted model, not a curated record. NCBI's taxonomy places the organism in Eukaryota, Metazoa, Echinodermata, Asteroidea, Forcipulatida, Asteriidae. Gene Ontology annotation, biological process: protein dephosphorylation. Gene Ontology annotation, molecular function: protein tyrosine/serine/threonine phosphatase activity. Gene Ontology annotation, cellular component: nucleus.